AUGCUCCUGAGUGUGGACAUACCAGGCACACCUGCAGAGUUACAUGAGCCAGCUCUGGAAAAACCCCAACUGCGACUGGCAUCUGGAGAGGACCGAUGCGCUGGGAGAGUUGAAGUUUACUAUAAAGGCGAAUGGGGAACAGUCUGUGAACAUCAAUUCACCAUGAACAGCGGCAGCGUUGUAUGCAAACAGCUUGGUUGUGGUCAAGUCGUCUCUGUCUUGGGACAGUCUUACUUUGGCCCUGGCACAGGAGACAUCCACCUGGAUCACGUGCAGUGCAGGGGAACUGAGUCUUACCUUUGGGACUGUCAGCACGCCGGCUGGAGCAAACAUGACUGUGGACACCAGGAGGAUGUCAGCGUCAUCUGUUCAGAUUCCUCCUCUGCCUCCAGCUCAAGCACAGAGACACCCUCUACUCCAGGGACCUUCACAACCACUGAGGAAGGCUCUGAAAAUACUGAAGAAUCACACGUUUCACCCACCCCACUUACAGGAGAGAAUGAUACCGCAGCUCCAGAAGUCUUUUCCACCGUUACUGAAGCUUCAACAGAUCUUUCUGUCACAGAAACAGACGACUGGCUCACAUUUGCCCUUAUCACAGAUGUUAUGAAGGCAUCGACAACUCCAGCACCGCCCUCUGCGCUGAGUGACGACAGCUCUGCUCCAUCCCUGCGGCUGGCAGACGGCAACGGGAAGUGCUCAGGCCGCGUCGAGCUCUAUCACAACGGCAGCUGGGGAACGGUCUGCGACGACGGCUGGGGGCUGGCAGAGGCUGAGGUGGUCUGCAGGAGGCUGGGGUGUGGAGAAGCUCUGCUAGCUCUGCCCGAAGCUCAGUUUGGCCUAGGCUCUGGGGACAUCCUCCUCGAUGACGUGCAGUGCCAAGGGGAUGAAGACAACCUGUGGGACUGCUCCCACAGAGGGAUCGCUGUCCAUAACUGCCAUCACAAAGAGGACGCCAGCGUUGUUUGCGCAGACAUGUCCCUUAGGCUGGUGAACGGAGAGGACCGGUGCUCUGGGCGCCUUGAAAUCUUUCACGGAGGGAGCUGGGCAACCGUCUGUGACGAUGGCUGGAACAUGAAGGAUGCUGCAGUUGUGUGCAGGCAUCUGGGCUGCGGAGACGCUAUCUCAGCCAAAACCGACGCCUUUUUUGGGGAAGGCACAGGAGAUAUUCUCCUGGACGACGUGGAGUGCAGAGGGAAUGAGUCGUCCCUGGAGCAGUGCUCCCACAGAGGGCUGGGCACACAUAACUGCUACCACAAGGAAGAUGCUGGUGUUAUCUGUGGAGCCCCCCUGGAGCUUACCACACCUGAAACAACAGGUGUACCUCGCUGUGGUGCUUCACUUAAUGAGCUCAACAAAGCAUUGAAGAUUGAACUAAAUGCAAAUGCAAGCUGCAUCUGGCAAAUUCAGAGGAAUACAAAUCAAACAGUUAGGGCCAUUUUCUCCUAUUUCAGAUUUGCUCCUUCAAGCUGUGAUACAGAAAGUAUUAAAGUAUAUGAUGGUCCCUCAACUAAUUCCCCUCUUCUUGGACAAAUAUGUAACAACACUGACGCAGUCCCAGUACUUCAAUCCUCUUCAGACAGUUUAACCUUUCUCAUAACAACAAACUCCGUGGCUUUCACAAGAAACUUCUUUGUCUUCUAUUACUUCUUUUCACCAGAAAUAAAAACUGAAAAUUGUGGGGGACAACUGACUGGUCCCAAUGGGACAUUUACCAGCCCCAACUACCCAGCAUCUUACCCUGAAUUUACAUACUGUGUCUGGCACAUACAAACACCAAAAAACACGAAGAUAGAGCUACAGUUCCAAGACUUUUUCCUGGAGCUAGACCAAAACUGCCAGUUUGACUUCACAGCAAUCUAUGAUGGCCUCACCACUAACAACAGCUUAAUAGGAAAAGUAUGUGGCCGCGUUCAGCCCACAUUUGAGUCUUCUUCAAAUGUUAUGACAGUUGCGUUGUCCACAGACUACGCCAACUCCUACCGAGGAUUUUCUGCUCGGUACACCAGUGUUCCUCUCGAAAGCCUCAAUGUCUCAUUCCUUACGUGCACUUCAUACAGCAUGAAAAUUGUUCUGAGCAAGUCUUACCUGGCCUCCCUUGGUUAUAAUGAAACUCACCUACAGCUGAAUGAUGCAUCUUGUACUCCAGCUGUAAAAGAUUCAGUGAUCUUUUCCUUCCCGUUAGGCAGAUGUGGAACAGUUAAAAAGGAUGAAGGUCAGAGCAUCACUUACACCAACGUCGUGUCUCUCUCUGCAAGUGGGAACAUUAUCACCCGUCAAAAGAGUGUACAGAUUAUUGCAAAAUGCAAAAUGGAAAACAAUUCAACCUUAGAGGUCAUUUACAUAACAAAAAAUAACGUAAUCCAGAACAUAACCUCUGUGGGGAGAUACAAUGUUAGCAUGUCGUUCUACGAUUCAGAUUUAUUCUCCAACCCUGUACAUGAGGCCCCGUAUUAUGUGGACUUGAACCAAACUCUUUAUGCUGAAGUCAGUCUUCAUUCCACUGACCCAAAUCUCCUGGUGUUUGUUGAUACCUGCACAGCCUCUCCAGACCCUGAUUUUGGAUCAGUAACAUAUGACUUAAUCAGAAGUGGCUGCAGUAAAGAUGACACCGUGGUAACCUACCCAGCACUCGACCACUACGGAAGAUUCAAAUUUAAUGCCUUCAGGUUCCUGCGGAGCUCUCCAUCAGUUUAUCUCCAGUGCGAUAUUUUAAUUUGUGACAACAAAAACACAACCACCCGCUGUACUCAAGGGUGUGUCUCCAGGCAAAAAAGAGCUAUUUCUUCAUACACGUGGAAAACUCACACCGUAGUAGGUCCCAUCCGCCUGAAAAGAGAUCUCAGGGCUGCUGCUCACUCAGAAUCCCUCGCUAAAGCAGAAGCUGGUAAAACCUCGAACCUGCAACAAUAUAGCUUCUACACUCUUACAUUUGUGGCUUUAAUUUCAAAUAUUAUUAUUGUGGUAGCUGUGAUACUAAAAUAUCACAGAUGUCAAGCAGGGUAUGGCUACCACAAAAUCCAGAGCUCAUCCUAA
Apaloderma vittatum (bar-tailed trogon) is the source of this 3036-nucleotide messenger RNA. RefSeq names its product CUB and zona pellucida-like domains 1 (gene CUZD1). The transcript has 17 exons. Gene Ontology annotation, cellular component: membrane. The record is from RefSeq and is a predicted model, not a curated record. Bases 1 to 3036 code for a protein of 1011 amino acids. Lineage: Eukaryota; Metazoa; Chordata; Aves; Trogoniformes; Trogonidae.